AUGGAAAUCAACUCCAACGAGGAAUGUCCCAUUUGGUUCACGGAGGAUUGCGCAGAGAACCGCUAUACGAUCAAGCAUCGGAAAUACCGCGACCUGGACCGACCUGAUCAUGUUGCACGUCAACACCAGCUGGAUGCCCAAAUGCCGUUGAAAGCCUGCUGGAAGUACUAUCAGCAACUAUUGGAUGAUCAGAGGUCUGUAAUCAGAUCUGAAGACGACGAAAAAGCCUUUCUGUACGGCCUAGAGCGAUUUCCUCAGCUUGAAAGAGUGACUGUUACGCCUGCAGCACAUGGCUGGCUGUUUACUCCGCUGUACGAGACACCUAUGAUCCGACAAUUUCCCCACGGAUUCAACUAUCCGAUUCCGCGAGGAUGGCACUAUGAUCCCGUUGAUUGUCAGGUCGCCGAGCCGCUACCGUGGUCAGAGGCAACCGAUGACUACAAAGAGCUAUGGAGAGGGGCUCAAAUCGUUCUUCGCCUUUUGUAA
Molecule: messenger RNA, 486 nt
Organism: Penicillium salamii
Lineage: Eukaryota; Fungi; Ascomycota; Eurotiomycetes; Eurotiales; Aspergillaceae
Source: the annotation of a GenBank genome assembly